GAAAUAUGUUGAUAUUGAAGAUGGAUUUGAAGGGGAUAAUGUUUCUCCCUUGCUGAAUAAUAUUCAGCAAACUUUCAUAAAAAAAGGCAUGAUUUCCUGCACUGGUUUAUGCUGGUGAGAAUUUUCUACAUUGCAAACUCUCUCUCUCUCCAAAAAUGGCGUCUAAAUGGAUCCUCUUCGUGUUAGCUUUUGCGGUCUUGGUUACAAGAAUGGUCUCGUCAACGAGAGACGUGGAAAAUAUCGAAACCGAGAACAACGACCACCACCACCACCACGAGCAUGCCAGAGCACCGGCUCAUGCCCCCGUCCACACUCCACUACAUGGACCGGCUAAGGCCCCCAUCCAACACCACCACCACGAGCAUGCCAUAGCACCGGCUCAUGCCCCCGCCCACCACCACCACCACCACGAGCAUGCCAGAACACCGGCUCAUGCCCCAGUCCACACUCCACUUCAUGCACCGGCUAAGGCCCCCAUCCACCUCCCGAAGAAGGCCCCUGCUCACGCACCGGCUAAAUCCCCUGCUCACUCACCACCAAAGGCAUCUGCCUCUGCACCAAUCCCUCCGCCACAUGGUUGUGUGGCGCAAUGUGCAUCAUACUGCAAGCCGGUUAGCCCGAAGAGGCCCUGCAUGAAGACUUGUACCAUGUGCUGUGCCAAGUGCAAAUGUGUGCCUGGUUUCACAAAGUGCAGCAACUGGAACAGUGUGGAAAUCCGCGGCCAUCUCGUCAAGUGCCCUUGAAACCCCGACUUGAGUUUUUUCUACUUCGUUGUCAUCUUCCUCGUCUUACCUCUUACGCUUCUCUGUGUCACUUACAAUCGUGUACCCACUGCUGUGACAAGAUCAAAAAUCAAGGCCAGAAAGGUUUUUGUAUGCUAUCAGCUAAGUUUCAUUGCAUUGACAAUUUUUUCUGUGUCAUGGCCUUAUUCUCUCUCAUAGAUGAAAGAAAUCGACAUCAAAUCUAUACCUUUUGUACUAAUAGAAAAUGACAAGAACCUUAAAAUUUGAUGUAACGUGCAUGCUUGAAUGAGAAUGAAAAACAUUGUUCAUGAAUAAUUAUACAUCAAGAAAAAGAAAAAUGAUGAAUGGGAUUUCAAGUUAAUGAUAUUCUUGUAGGGGAUAGACGAAACUCUAUUUUUUAAUUAAACCUUACUCACCAAUUCAAAAAGGCAUCUCAUUUAACAUUAUAAGAGCUUACAAAUGGAGUGAAUUUGUAAUAUUAAAAUUAGAGAUGAAACACUAAUUGCAAUAAAUGAUGAUAUUAGUAUAAUGUAGUUUUUCCUUCACAAGUGGAACCUUCUCUUCUCUCUCAGAUGCAGCAGCCUUCCGAGAAACACCUCAUGUGCAGCAUUCAUAUUUUACUCUUUAAUUUUUCAACAUAAUCAAAUCUAAUGAACUCUGCAAAUCAACACAACUUUGACUAGUGCUCACUAACAUGUGAACUCACAUGGACUCAGUCUCCUGAGGCAUAUCUCAGUUGUGACAGUCUAUAUCUUAUUUUAAACCUCAACGAAGUCUCUAGGCCAUCGCUGCUUCCCUCUUUUACCACAAAAGGCAUCAACACACCUCCUAGUCUCACAUACCUCAACAGCUUAUAAGCUCCCAACAAAUAAGUUCCUCGACUCGAACUUUUUUUUUUUUAUAAUCUUGUAUUGGAGCUUAUAUGCUUUCCAAAAUAAACUUAGCCAAACACCCUCUAAUUUAGUCUAAGAAUUGGAUUGCUUCACCACAAAAACUGGCCUUGAAGCUUUCAAGAUCAAAUUACAAGUUUCAACCAAAAAAAGUAGGUAAAAAAAAUUAAAAAAAUGUCUCGUGUUUGGGUUGAAACAAUUGUUGUUUAUGGUGUGGUAAAAACAGAUAUAUAUAUAUAUAUAUAUAUAUAUAUAUAUAUAUAUAUAUAUAUAUAUAUAUAUUUGUUUAAGAGAAUCGAGAGGUGUUUGCACGUGGGUUGAAGAGUGCAAGUAGAUGAGCUACAGCUAGCCCCAUUACAAUAUGUCUCAUUGCAGCCACCUCCUUUAUUUGAUACCAAAUACAGCAUACUCUAUAUAUACACUAACACCAUCUAUUCAUCUUCAAUCAUCACUCAUAAAAUGGCUUCCAAAGCUGUGCUUCUUCUCCUUGCCUGCUUUCUUUUUAUCAACACUAAGGUUUCAUCAGAUGAGGAAGAAAGAUUCCUCACCGAGGCCGGUUCAGGUUACAAGCCGGCGCCGCCACCGUCUCCGUGUCCACCCCCGCCUCCGGUAGUCAAGGCGCCGGCACCAUCACCCCCUCCGGCGGUGAAGGCACCACAACCACCAGCAGCUCCUCCGCCACAACCACCAACAGCUCCUCCGCCGCAACCACCGAGGAACAUGCAUGAAUGCGUUCCGCUGUGUGUGGUUCGGUGCAAAAAUCAUUCAAGAAAGAACAUCUGCUUGAGGGCGUGCCUGACUUGCUGCAAUAGAUGCAAAUGCGUGCCGCCGGGGCAGUACGGCAACAAGGAGAAAUGCGGCACAUGCUACGCCAACAUGACCACCCGCGGCGGCAAGCUCAAGUGUCCUUGAAUUCCAUUAAUUAAUAUAUCCCUUUUCUUUUAUUUCAUUCAUCAUUAAUGAAUAAUGAACGAUGCUUAAGAUUAUUAAGGUAUGAUCUUCUUGCACGUCAUUGUUUAUUCUGUUUGAGAUUGAAUUAAAUGAAGCUAUCUUGUUGUUUAA
Messenger RNA from Salvia miltiorrhiza (redroot sage), 2695 nucleotides. Its product is annotated as gibberellin-regulated protein 14. Bases 156 to 743 code for a protein of 195 amino acids. The transcript is spliced from 8 exons. The record is from RefSeq and is a predicted model, not a curated record. NCBI's taxonomy places the organism in Eukaryota, Viridiplantae, Streptophyta, Magnoliopsida, Lamiales, Lamiaceae.